This is a messenger RNA of Fusarium sp. VM40, 1170 nucleotides long. Lineage: Eukaryota; Fungi; Ascomycota; Sordariomycetes; Hypocreales; Nectriaceae. The record is from the annotation of a GenBank genome assembly.
AUGCUUUUCUCCAUCGCCCUUACUGUUGUUGCUGCCACUGGCAUCUCGGCAUCACCUCUUGAGAUCAGGUCCAAAACCGCAGUUCUGCCACUGAAGCACGUCACCAGUGUUAGCUCUAUCAAGGGCCUCGUUCAGAAAGGCCAGGCCCGUAUUCACAAGGUCAACGGCCAAGCCGUCACCACCACGCAUGUUGACGCCAGCUCGGGUCCUGUCACGAACGAGGAUGUCUCUUAUGUCGCCCCUGUCGUGAUUGGCGGCAAGACCUGGGAACUCAUCGUGGACACUGGAUCCUCAAACACCUGGUGUGGUGCUCAAAGCUCCUGCGAGCCAACAUCUACUGGAAAGUCUACAGGUGGCUCAGUCUCCGUUUCUUACGGCUCUGGUUCAUUCUCUGGCACCGAAUACACCGACAAAGUGAGCUUCGGUGGCCUCACUGUCACAUCGCAGUCGAUUGGCGCAGCCAGUAAGGCAACCGGCUUUUCUGGUGUCGAUGGAAUCAUCGGCUUUGGUCCUGUUGGUCUCACACAAGGCACUGUAUCCAACGUCAACACUGUUCCUACCUUCUUGGACAACCUCUAUAAGCAGGGCUCGAUCUCAUCUGAGGUCCUGGGUGUUUCGUUCCGACCCGAGUCUGGCAGCGACACUGAUGAUACGAACGGAGAGUUGACCCUUGGUGGUACCGACAGCUCCAAGUACUCGGGAUCCAUCACAUACUUCCCAACUCUCACCAGCGGCUCAGCUGCUGCGUACUGGGGUAUCUCCAUUGCCAGCUUCACAUAUGGCUCUACUACCCUUGCUUCGUCCAGCACCGGUAUUGUCGACACUGGUACUACGCUCAUCUACAUUCCUACCUCUGCCUACAACAAGUUCCUUUCUGCUGCCGGCGGAAAGACUGAUAGCUCAACUGGUCUUGCUGUGUUCACUACAAAGCCUACUGCCAACUUCGGUAUCAAGUUCGGAUCCACUACUUACACCCUUACUCCCGCACAGUACUUGGUCCCAACUGCUCAGUACAGCAACUUUGGCCUCACCUCCGGCAAGUACUACUCCUGGGUUUCAGAUGGAGGUAGCUCUGGUGUGAACACUAUCAUCGGACAGAAGUUCCUUGAGAACUAUUACUCUGUCUAUGACACCACCAACUCUCGCAUUGGUUUUGCCACAGCUGUCUAA